Brienomyrus brachyistius is the source of this 1770-nucleotide messenger RNA. RefSeq names its product cathepsin A-like. Gene Ontology annotation, biological process: proteolysis. Bases 103 to 1488 code for a protein of 461 amino acids. The transcript has 11 exons. The record is from RefSeq and is a predicted model, not a curated record. Gene Ontology annotation, molecular function: serine-type carboxypeptidase activity. NCBI's taxonomy places the organism in Eukaryota, Metazoa, Chordata, Actinopteri, Osteoglossiformes, Mormyridae.
GACUAAGUGGCUGCUAUAGUCACAUGACCUAUCGGAGGUAAAACGGGUAGAGAAGUCAGCCGUCCUGCUGCUCAUAGUAUUGUAGUUUUAGAUGCUGACGUGAUGUUUUUGUGCGGUUUGUUGUGGGUUUUCGCCGUUUUGUGCAGCCCUACUUGGGCAUAUUACGAUCCCGAUGAAAUAACCAGUCUACCUGGAAUGUCUUUUAAACCGAACUACAGACAGUGGUCGGGGUACCUAAAAGCGAGUCCAGGGAAGUAUCUUCAUUACUGGUUUGUAACGUCUCAGAAUAACCCACAGAAAGACCCUUUGGUUCUGUGGCUCAAUGGCGGGCCAGGCUGCAGCUCCCUGGAUGGCUUUCUCUCGGAGAAUGGACCGUUUCAUGUAAAUGAUGAUGGGGCCACUCUUUAUGAGAAUGAGUUUAGCUGGAAUAAAAUCGCCAACGUGCUGUACCUGGAGUCACCAGCAGGGGUGGGCUAUUCGUAUUCAGAUGACCAGCAGUAUGAGACCGAUGACGACCAGGUGGCUGACAACAACUACCUCGCACUUCAAAGUUUCUUCAGCAAAUUUCCCAGUUUUAUCCAGAAUGAGUUCUUCAUUUUCGGGGAGAGCUACGGUGGAAUCUAUGCACCCACACUGAGUCUUAGGGUGGCAACCGGGGGAUCGCUCAAAACAAACUUCAAGGGUUUUGCUGUCGGAAAUGGCAUCACUAGCUUUGACAUCAACGAUCAGUCUCUCAUCUACUUUGGAAACUUCCAUGGCCUAUUUGGAAACGCAUUGUGGGAAGAUCUAAACAGCAACUGCUGUAAGAACAACGUCUGCAACUUCUACAACAACAGCAGUCCAGCGUGCUCCAUAGCGGUGUCCCAGGCCUUCCACAUCGUGUACAGCUUAGGCCUGAAUGUCUACGCUCUGUAUCUGGACUGUGCCGGAGGGGUUGGCCCAUUCCAGCACGCCAUGCGGUACCACUUCAGGGCCUACAGGAAGCACUGGGAGACUAACCAGCUGGUCGCCGUGGGUGCCUCAGUGGGGGGUGGGAUCGGAGAGGUGCCCCCCUGCAUCAACAGCACAGCUCAAAUUAACUGGCUGAACCGCGGUGAUGUGCGGAAGGCACUGCAUAUCCCAGACAUCCUGCCUGCCUGGGACAUCUGCAGCGAUGAGGUGGGAGGCCACUACCACACUAAGUACGAGACCAUGCGGGACAUCUACCUGAAGCUUCUGAGCCUGGGACUAAGGGUGCUGGUGUACAACGGGGAUACAGAUAUGGCCUGCAACUUCCUGGGCUGCCAGUGGUUUGUGGAGGCACUCAACCAGAAGGAAACCACACCCUACCAGCACUGGCUGUUUGACAACCAAGUCGCUGGGUUUUACCAGCAGUUUGGCAACAUUACUUUCCUGACUGUCAAGGGGGCAGGGCACAUGGUCCCACAAUGGGCUCCGGGACCCGCCUACCACAUGUUCCAGUCAUUCCUGUCUAAUGGCUCCUAUUGAGCAGAUGUUUCCCAUAUUCUCCUGCACCAUUAUACCUGUAAAGGGUACCCCUGUGAAAAUAUUAAUCUGUGAUUCUCCCUGAUUGAUGCCUUGGAUCUAUGCAAUGAGGUUUCUUGUUAAAGGUCAUCCUUAGAUCCUUAUCUUGAUUACAUCCUUGCCAGUAUUUAAUCACUUUUUGCAAUUAUGAAAGGGGGUCAAUCAAUGAAUAAGUGGGAUUAUUUUUCCAAAUCGCUGAAGCCAAAAAUCAAGUUCUUUUACUGUUUUAUGACAUUACAGGGAUUU